Molecule: messenger RNA, 2636 nt
Organism: Micropterus salmoides (largemouth bass)
Lineage: Eukaryota; Metazoa; Chordata; Actinopteri; Centrarchiformes; Centrarchidae
Product: PRELI domain-containing protein 1, mitochondrial-like
Exons: 6
Coding region: 500-1132 (210 amino acids)
Biological process (GO): phospholipid transport
Cellular component (GO): mitochondrial intermembrane space
Molecular function (GO): phosphatidic acid transfer activity
Source: RefSeq, a predicted model, not a curated record
UUGUUUUUAUAAUGUCAGUGUACUACUUUUUGUGUUAGGGCUCUUACCUUUUAAACGUGCAUCCCAAAUAGCAUUUUCUAUUGCAGCUCUGCUGCGCUGCUAGCAUUUGAUGCUUACUUCCGGGAACUAUUCGGAAAGACGCUCCAUGAUCCGCCAUUGCUGUGAAAAACUGGUCCAUUGGAGUGAACGGAGAUGACGCGACUCUCUCCUUGAAGGGCUCUGGCGCCGGCGAAAGUCGGGCACAAUUUCUAACCAGCAUGCCUUAUUCCAGCAUUGAUCACGUGAAGUCAAACGCAUCUACUGUUCAACGACUGAAAACGUCCUGUCAGUCACAUGUAACGUUAGUCAAUCUGUGGGGUAGAGGCACAUUAGCAGUGAAUUCAGGACUGUGCCAGAAUUUGGAUGGAGUCGGCACACAAGUUUUCAUUGUCUUGUGUAGUUGCAGCAAGAGACCUCAGGGUUCAGGAUUCAGGCCAUCCUGUACAUCAGCAAGAGAAAAAUGGUCAAGUAUUUCUGCAAUAACAUUGACAUCAGGAGUACUUGGGACCAUGUUGUCUCUGCAUUUUGGCAGAGGUACCCUAACCCAUUCAGCACCCAUGUUCUCACAGAGGACGUUGUGUACCGGGAGGUGACUGCGGACCAUCGACUUCUCUCCAGACGCCUCCUGAAGAAAACCAAUCGAAUGCCUCGCUGGGCAGAUCGGCUCUUCCCCGCCGGCAUGUCUCGCUGUGUGUACAUCGUUGAGGACUCUAUUGUAGACCCUGUCAACAGGAGCCUGACCACCUACACCUGGAACCUCAACCACACAACUCUCAUGUCGGUUGAGGAGCGUUGUGUUUUUCAAGACUCUGUGGAGCAGCCAUCCACCACCCAGCUGAAACGGGAAGCGUGGAUAUCCUCAAGUGUUUAUGGAUUCUCCAGACCUAUUCAGGAGUUUGGAUUGGCCCGCUUCAAGAGCAACCAGGUGAAGGCCAUGAAAGGGCUGGAAUACGCACUGUCUAACCUACAGGGAGAGACGCCCCAGCGGUUGCUCAGGGACACAGUGAAGGAUGCAUCAGAGAAGGCUAAGGAGGCAGCCAAGAGCCUGGCUUCAGCUGCUGCUGUCCCACAGAAACCCCAGCAGUACGUCUGACAGGACAGUGUGUGAAGGACUGUUGCAGGUGACAUGAACUCAACACAAUGCCUUUUUGAUCAUCUUGACUUGACUGAUAUUUUCUGGGGUGUAGCUGAUUGCUGUUUUUUCUCUUAACGCUGCAAUCUGUGUUUUCGUCGGAUUACCUCUGUUCACUACGCCCAAUCUUUUUCUUUCUCUAUUCUCAACUUUCCGUCUUCUCUGUCCGCUUUCAUUAAACCUCAGGUGCUGAGCCUAUUUGUGAAACAAGUUGCCUUUGUGGAAACUUUCAGAUUUUGACCAGCAGCACCCUUUAAUGCUGAAACUACAUCAGGUGUAAAUGCACAUUUUCGUGUCUUGCAAUAUAUUUAAUGUAUCAAAUUUGUUUUAGUAUGCUUAUUUGCUUUCAAUAUUAUGGUAAAACUUGGUAUGGCAUUUUCAAAUGUUAUAAAAUACUAUUCUUUAGGAUUUGGUAACAUAAUACUGUGACUGAAGUUUUAAUUUCACCUAAGGAUGGACAAGGAUUAUAAUUUAAAGACUUUGUUUUUUUGUUUCAAAUGACCCUAUUUUUCCCAUGUUCUUGUGUCUAGAUGACUAAUUAGGCCAGUAUUGAGCGAGCGUGCUGCAGUCUGCAGCAAACGAAACAAGGCUGCAGCAAACACAGGUGUUGCUGGUCCACCACAAUACUGGACCAAUUUCAAAAGAUGACCCAACUAGUCACAUAGACACACAAACAUGGGAAAAUAGGGCUCCAGUAUGCAAAAUACCAAACUUACCCUUUUAAUAGUUCAGUGUGCAUUUAAUUUAAACAGUUGUUGUAUAUUGGUUCCUCAUGAUUUCUUUCUUUCUUGAGAUUUCCUGGGUUUGCAUCUGUACGAAACUUCCCACUUUGAAACACAUCAGCACACUGUAUAGGUUACUAGUGUCAGCACAUAAUCUAUUUUGUAAUAUUGCACACAAAUGAAGAUUUUGUAUAAACGCUACUGGUUAGUCACUGCCAGCUCAGCAGGAAUUGAAGUGUCACAAAAUACCAAAGUGACUUGUAUCAAAAAAAGUCGGAUUGACUCAGAUUUACUCUCUAAUGUGAUUAGCCUUUAACAGUAUGACUGUGUCAUUGAGGUGUGUCAAUGAACAUAUUUUAAAGUAUAUAGUUUCAGUCUGCCUGUUGAUAUGAAGCUGAGGUAGUGAUGAAGAUGACUGGUCAAAAUAUUUCACUGAUUGCAUUCCCUUUUUAGAUAGAAUUGUCUGGAUUUAUUUUGCUGUAAGACUUGAAAUAUAGUUCAAAAUAAUUAAUGUGAUGUAUUUAUGGAGGAUUGUUUAGCAUUAAGCAUUUGUAAUAUGGAGUAUGUAGAUUUAUUUUAGCCAGGUUUAGAUUUUAACAAAAAGUAUGUAAAACAGGAUCCAUUGGACAUUUAAUCAGAGUUGAAUGUUUUUUUUGCCACAAAACAUGUUUAACCAACCCUGCAAGUUAAAGUCUAGUGUCUGUUGUCAAAUUAAGCUUUAAUAAAAAGUGAUAAUUUAUUGA